Thamnophis sirtalis is the source of this 2741-nucleotide messenger RNA. RefSeq names its product myocyte enhancer factor 2C (gene MEF2C). The record is from RefSeq and is a predicted model, not a curated record. Gene Ontology annotation, biological process: positive regulation of transcription by RNA polymerase II; cell differentiation. Gene Ontology annotation, molecular function: protein dimerization activity; RNA polymerase II cis-regulatory region sequence-specific DNA binding; DNA-binding transcription factor activity, RNA polymerase II-specific. Lineage: Eukaryota; Metazoa; Chordata; Lepidosauria; Squamata; Natricidae.
AGAGAAAAGAGGGAGGAAAAAAAAGAGGAGGAGGGAAGGCAGAAGGAAGAGAAGCCUCGCCGGGCGUGGAGUUUUUGAAUCCUCCCUUCCCUGCCUCUCUCCUCUCCCCCCUCCCCUCCUUCCUGCGAUCCGUGAUGUUACAAAGCCCGUGAGCUGUGCUUUCCCCAUUCGCCUCCUGUCACUUCCUUCCUGGACGCUCUCAGGACGAGUCCGCUUACUUUUAAUCCGACCAGCAGCACGGGCACUUGCGCCUGCUGCACGCUUAGGGACACACACGACCGCCGCCGCCACCACCACCACCACCAGCAGCGCCACCAGCGCCACCACAGAGCUCCUGGCGGUUCAUUGGAUUGAUUUUCAAGGUUGUGUGUCUGUAUGCGCGCGCUGUUGUGCGCGCGCGCGCCCGUGUGCAUGUGUGGUUAAACGAGGCUGCGUGUUGGACCAGGUGGAGAACAUCUUACAAGGCUGGAAGAAUUAAAAGCUUUUUCCCUCCGUUCCUUUUCCUCCUCCUCCUCCUUCUCCUCCUCCUCCCCCCCCUGCUCUGUUCAAUCACUUCUCUUUCUCUCCCUUGUUUCUCAAGAAGAGGAAAAAAGAUCUCUCAAGGACUCGUCUGAUCAUCCAAACAUUUGCGAUGAACGGAUGCAGGGGUCUGUGAAUUGAAUUGUGUAAGUGCUGAAGAAGGAGUCUUGGUUUGAGGAAACAGGAAAGAGGAAGGAAAGAGAAGAAGAAAAUACAGAAGUGUAGGAACGAACGAAAGAAGAAAAACGGGGACUAUGGGGAGAAAAAAGAUUCAGAUCACGAGGAUAAUGGAUGAACGUAAUAGGCAGGUGACUUUUACGAAGAGGAAAUUUGGGUUAAUGAAGAAGGCUUAUGAGUUGAGUGUUCUAUGCGACUGUGAAAUUGCUCUCAUAAUAUUCAACAGCACCAAUAAACUUUUCCAGUAUGCCAGCACUGAUAUGGACAAGGUGUUGCUGAAGUAUACAGAAUACAAUGAGCCGCAUGAGAGUCGAACGAAUUCAGAUAUUGUCGAGACGUUGAGAAAGAAAGGACUUAAUGGGUGUGACAGUCCAGAUCCCGAUGCAGAUGAUUCAGUAGGUCACAGCCCUGAGUCUGAGGACAAGUACAGGAAAAUUAAUGAAGAUAUUGAUCUAAUGAUCAGCAGGCAAAGAUUAUGUGCUGUUCAACCACCUAACUUUGAGAUGCCAGUUUCUAUCCCAGUGUCCAACCACAACAGCUUGGUAUACAGCAACCCAGUUAGUUCAUUGGGUAACCCCAACCUUUUGCCUCUGGCCCACCCUUCCUUACAGCGGAAUAGCAUGUCUCCUGGGGUGACACAUAGACCACCAAGUGCAGGUAACACAGGUGGCCUGAUGGGUGGGGACCUCACAACCGGUGCAGGCACCAGUGCAGGGAAUGGGUAUGGCAACCCUAGGAACUCCCCAGGUCUGCUGGUCUCACCUGGCAACUUGAACAAGAAUAUGCAAGCAAAAUCACCACCACCCAUGAAUUUGGGAUUGAACAAUCGUAAACCAGACCUCCGAGUGCUGAUUCCACCGGGAAGCAAGAACACAAUGCCAUCUGUGUCUGAGGAUGUUGAUCUGCUUUUGAAUCAAAGGAUAAAUAACUCUCAGUCUGCUCAGUCAUUGGCUACUCCGGUGGUUUCCGUGGCAACUCCUACUUUACCAGGGCAAGGGAUGGGAGGAUACCCGUCAGCCAUUUCAACAACAUAUGGUACCGAGUAUUCGCUAAGUAGUGCAGAUUUGUCAUCAUUGUCUGGCUUUAACACAGCCAGUGCUCUCCACUUGGGUUCAGUAACUGGCUGGCAGCAGCAACAUCUACACAACAUGCCACCAUCUGCCCUCAGUCAAUUGGGAGCUUGCACUAGCACUCAUUUAUCUCAGAAUACAAAUCUCUCCCUGCCUUCUACUCAAAGCCUCAACAUCAAGUCCGAACCUGUUUCUCCUCCUAGAGACCGUACCACCACGCCAUCGAGAUAUCCACAGCACACGCGCCACGAGGCGGGAAGAUCUCCUGUUGACAGCUUGAGCAGCUGUAGUAGUUCCUACGAUGGAAGCGACAGGGAAGAUCACCGAAAUGAAUUCCACUCUCCCAUUGGACUCACCAGACCUUCGCCGGACGAAAGGGAAAGUCCCUCCGUGAAGCGCAUGCGGCUCUCUGAAGGAUGGGCAACAUGAUAACUUUACUAGCUAUUAGAGGUUUUUUUUUCCUUGCAGUGCGUGUGUGUGCUAUACCUUAAGGGGAAAGUGGGAGGGGGGUCAAUAUGCAUUAUAUGUGCUGUGUGUGGGGAGGGGGGGAAAGUCAGGUACUCUGUUUUGUAAAAGUACUUUUAAAUUGCCUCAGUGAUACCAUAUUAAAAAAGAUAAACAGCAAUGCUGAAGAGAUGCUUCGCACUUGAGUUGUACAACAGAUCACUUGUACAAAAUAGGUUUUAAGGUUAACUUCUUUUUACUGUUGUGCUCCCUUGCAAAAUGUAUGUUACAAUAGAUAGUGUCAUGUUGCAGGUUCAACGUUAUUUACAUGUAAAUAGCCAAAAACAGGGGGGAAAAAGAGGAGGCAUUUGCCCAAUCCUGGGCAAAUCUUUACUGAGAGAGAAAGUGGCUGUUAUGCAACAAAUAGAAAUUGUACAGAUGUUUUGGGAGACCCAGAAAUCGGGUGAUUAAGGAAAAAAGAAAAGAAGGAAAAUUUUACCUCACUUAGUGCAGGGGUCUCCAAUCUUGGCA